CUUUUUCUCAAUUUUUCAGUGUUGACAUUUGGUUUGUUUGAAUUUUACUGAACCAGCUCUGGACUGCACAGAAAGGAUUUUAAAAGUUUGAAAUUCUUUUCCAUUUCAAACUCAAAAUUGACUUGGAACAUGGAUCCCACUGUGGAGUAUAGAGAUAGCUAUGAUUAUGAUUAUGGUGACAACGAAACUAUGUGUGACUACUCUGAGUGGGAGCCGUCCUACUCCCUCAUCCCUGUCCUCUACAUGCUCAUCUUCAUCCUGGGCCUGUCUGGGAAUGGAGUGGUCAUCUUCACCGUCUGGAGGUCCAAGUCCAAGCGCCGAGCAGCAGACGUCUACAUAGGCAACCUGGCCCUGGCUGACCUCACCUUUGUGAUCACUCUGCCCCUCUGGGCGGUGUACACAGCACUGGGCUACCACUGGCCCUUUGGUGUGGCCCUGUGUAAGAUCAGCAGCUACGUGGUGCUGGUCAACAUGUACGCCAGUGUCUUCUGCCUCACCUGCCUGAGCUUUGACCGUUACCUGGCUAUCGUCCACUCUCUGUCCAGCAGCCGGCUGCGGUCGCGGGGCACAAUGCUGGCCUCCCUGGGGGCCAUCUGGCUCCUCUCAGGCCUGCUGGCCGUGCCCACUCUGCUGUUCCGCACCACUGUGGACGACAUCAACAGCAACCGCACCACCUGUGCCAUGGACUUCAGCCUGGUCACCCUAAACGAGAGGCACGAGUCCCUGUGGAUCGCAGGACUCAGCCUGUCCUCCUCUGCCCUGGGCUUCCUUCUGCCUUUCCUGGCCAUGACCAUCUUCUACUGCUUCAUCGGCUGCACCGUCACGCGUCACUUUAACAACCUGCGCAAGGAGGACCAGAAGAAGCGUCGUCUGCUGAAGAUCAUCACCACCCUGGUGGUUGUAUUUGCCAUCUGCUGGACCCCAUUCCACUUGCUGAAGAGCAUGGACGCCCUCUCCUACCUGAACCUGUCUCCCAGCUCCUGUGGGUUUGAGCGCUUCCUCCUGGUGGCCCACCCUUAUGCUACCUGCCUGGCUUACGUUAACAGCUGCCUCAACCCCUUCCUGUACGCCUUCUUCGACCUGCGCUUCCGCUCCCAGUGCCUGUGCCUGCUCAACCUGAAGAAGGCCAUGCAUGGACAGAUGAGCUCCAUGUCCUCCACGCUCAGCGCCCAGACACAGAAGUCAGAGAUACAGUCUCUGGCCACCAAAGUGUAAAGAGAGGGGAGGGAUAGGUGGAGUGGGACUGCUGGCUGGUUCCCUGCUGCCACCACAGGAACACUGACUGGUAAAAACAGUUUUUUGGUGUCCGUUAUUCAGAUGCUUUUAAGGCGUAACAGACAAUGAACCAUACCAGAUGAAUGGACUUUGUUUUCCGGAACAUGGGUUUGCAUAUACAGUAUGUUUUCAUUCUUGCGUAUAUGUACAUUUCUCACCCAUUUUCAAUCCAACGGGUGUGUCAGUGAGUAGGGGAGAAGCCCAGGGAGUCCUCAGCCCUACAGAGGUUCCCUCUAACCCCUGGACUGGACUCUGAAGCUGGGGAGAGUUGGCUGAGCUCCAUAUAGCUGCUUUUUUCCCCCACAUCUCAGAAAAUGACAGAGGUAAAUAUACUUUUCAGACGGACUCUAUUUUUCCUCUUCUCCCUUUCAACUGUUAUUCUUUACUGUAUGAGGGACCAGAACCCUGAACAAAAAGACAGACGGUCAUAGAGGGUUUCUUUCUGUUGUUGUUAUGUAUAUCACAUGCAAACCAGUUUACACUGGGUAAAUCACAAAUGUACAGUAUUUUCAUACUUUUGCUGUUUCAGAUGUGUUGAUAUUUUGUUUUAUUACAAGCACUUGUUAAAUGAAUGAAAUGUAAAAGAGAGGAAAAUGUGUUUGCAAAGAGACCAUAUCUUCUUCAGGUUGUUGUUUGUGAAGGUAGGAGACAGGGCAGGGGGGGGAUGUGUAAGAGGAGGAAAGGUGUUGCAGCUUAAUUACAGAGUUUGAGGAGGAGACAGGGGCAGACAGGCAGAUGGCAGCUGACAAAUGUUGUCAGGGAAGUGGGUGGGGGCUUUACAGUGCCCUCUGGUGCCGGGGAGGAAAGGGAACUUCAUGAAUGUUUUAUUGUAUUGCAUAUAUGUUUUUGACAUCUGUGUAACUAACUGUAUUAAAGAAAUAUGAUCUAUGAAA
Molecule: messenger RNA, 2168 nt
Organism: Salmo salar (Atlantic salmon)
Lineage: Eukaryota; Metazoa; Chordata; Actinopteri; Salmoniformes; Salmonidae
Gene: apja
Product: Apelin receptor A
Biological process (GO): immune response; calcium-mediated signaling; G protein-coupled receptor signaling pathway
Cellular component (GO): membrane; external side of plasma membrane
Molecular function (GO): C-C chemokine binding; C-C chemokine receptor activity
Source: RefSeq, marked provisional